AAGGGGCGGGUCGGCCUCUGGGAACAUCGCGUGGUCGCUUCAUCCAAGAGACGCUGACAGCAAAUACUCAGUGAAGGCCGCUGACCCGCGCUAAUACCCGCAUCUUUCUUCACUAACUAACACUUACCAUGGCAUCUAGGAGAGCUCUACACUUCGUCUACAAGAUUGGUGAUCGGAAGGCCACUGUCAAAUUCUACAGAGAUAUUCUGGGGAUGAAGGUAUUACGUCAUGAGGAGUUUGAUGAAGGUUGCAAGGCUUCCUGCAAUGGGCCAUAUGAUGGGAAGUGGAGCAAGACCAUGAUAGGAUAUGGGGCUGAGGAUAACCACUUUGUGUGUGAACUGACCUACAAUUAUGGCAUUUCUCAGUAUGAAAUGGGGAAUGACUUUUUAGGGAUGCACAUCGAUUCCCAGGAGGUCGUUGAGAGAGCCAAGAAGAAUGACUGGCCAGUCAAGGAUGAGGAAGACCACAGCAUCCUGGAGGCUCCUGGCGGCUAUAAGUUUAUCAUUAACCACAAACCACAGCCUACUGACAAAGACCCAGUGCAGCAAGUUGUCCUGGCUAGCAGCAACUUGGAGAAGUCUGUGACCUACUGGAAGGACUUGGCUGGCAUGACUGUGUACAGCAAGACUGACAAAAGUGCAGCACUUGGCUAUUGUGAGACUCAAGCCAAACUGGUGCUGCAGGACAUUGGUGGGGAAGUAAAUCAUGCCAAGGCUUUUGGACGUAUUGCCUUUUCUGCUCCUGGAGAUGACCUGCCAGGCAUUGAGCAGAAGAUGAAGGAGGCCAACCAGACCAUCCUCACCCCAUACAUCUCCCUGGACACCCCUGGCAAGGCUACAGUCCAGGUGGUCAUUCUGGCAGACCCGGAUGGCCAUGAGAUCUGCUUUGUGGGAGAUGAAGGUUUCCGUCAGCUGUCUGCAGUGGACCCCAAGGGUGAUGAACUGCUCAAUGAGGCCAUGGAGAAGGAUAAGUCUGAUGAGUGGUUUGCAAAGAAGGGUGGAAAGGUUGCUGCGUAAACAUGACAAGAAUCACAACUGCCUUGAUAUUAUUAAUGCAUUUUACUUUUUGUAUUGGUCCAGCUUUAAUGAGGGUUAAUUGAUGACCACUUUUUAUAUAUCUAGAAUUAUUCUUGUAUUAUUGGAUAUAUCCUCUAUGUACAUCUUAAAAGGUGAUUGUGGUCUUCCUUAUGUUUGUGAACUGAUGUCUGAUAGGAAUUUCUUUCUAAGUCUAGUAUAAGUGUACUUAGACCUGUAAUCAUGUCAAUAUAUUUACUGAGAGUUGACUAAUUAAGUGAUUUGCAGCCUCUGGUUCACCAUAGACUGUUUUCCUGAGACUCAUCAGAGAGUAAACUCAACUGAAUAUAGAUAUUUUAAGUACAUGGAGAAAAUGGAAAGUAAUAAAAUAGAAGUGUAUUUCCCUGGCACUCACUGUUUUAGGUAUCCUAGAGGUGCUCAGGAAACACCAUGUAAGCCUUAGAGUGGUAUGCUGUGACUAACAUAGCAGGGCAGGAGCAGCUGUGAGUGCCUGUCAUCAUCCUGCUCUGCUCCCUUACUCACAUGGAAGAAAAUAUAUGGUUAUAUGAAGGCUCAAUGAUAGGUUUGGUUCUAAAAAUACUGUAGUCUAUAUAUUUAUCUGGAAGCUCAAUUUUAUUCUAUAGUGUUUUAUUGAAUUGAAGUAAACUUCCACAUGCUCAGUUUAGUUUAGAAAAUUUAAUAGUAACAAGAGGGUCCAUCAUAAUCCUUUCAUUCUCCUCUAUGGCCUCCUCAUACUCUAGCUUUGCGCUGUAGGAAUGUAACUAUUGAGGCCAAACAGGUCUUUUUAAGUGCAAUGUUAAUCACACAUUUUAUACCAGCUGCUUUAGGGAAAAGAUAAAAAUUUGUAUGUGCAGUUAAAGAAAAGAACUUUUUUCUCAUUUUGGGCAACUUGAAGUUAUAUGUGUCAUUUGUCUUGUAACAACUUCAAUGGCUGUUGUGUGUACUGAAGAAAGAAGAUAUUU
Scylla paramamosain (green mud crab) is the source of this 1996-nucleotide messenger RNA. Its product is annotated as glyoxalase domain-containing protein 4-like. Lineage: Eukaryota; Metazoa; Arthropoda; Malacostraca; Decapoda; Portunidae. The transcript is spliced from 7 exons. The record is from RefSeq and is a predicted model, not a curated record. The coding region runs from base 129 to 1016 and encodes 295 amino acids.